Molecule: messenger RNA, 650 nt
Organism: Gigantopelta aegis
Lineage: Eukaryota; Metazoa; Mollusca; Gastropoda; Neomphalida; Peltospiridae
Exons: 4
Coding region: 107-496 (129 amino acids)
Source: RefSeq, a predicted model, not a curated record
UGUCCACGUGUGAUAAGUUUAUGUUUAUUUGUGUCCGUUUGGUGUAUUAGUUUUAAGAUCAGUAAUUAAAUGUUGUUAUGUUUUGGAUUAGUUAACGUGUCAUAGUAUGUUCAAGCUACGCGUAAAUCACUACAUCAGUAUUAUUUUGUUUAUUGUAAUCGCAUGUAUACUCGUUAGUGGCAGUGAUCAAUCUCAAAAUACGAAAGAGGUUAAUCAUGAUGGAACUAGUGACGAGACGGCUGCAGGUGACCAUGGUGAAACCAAGAAAUUAUCAGGAAUUACCAAAUUUAAGAAAUUGUUCAGUGAGCACCGUGUGAUGCAGCUGAAUGCGAUCAAGUCACUGCAACAUUUUGGAGACUACACCCAGCGAUUUAAGUUGGUUGAGAUCAUGUUGCAGCAACUUUUUUCAGUCAUGUCCCGCGCCAGGGCAAAUCUAACAGAAUGGGGCCAUCUUCCUGGGGACCCCUUUCCAGAUAAUGAGACCAUCCAAGAAUAAAUACUUUAAUCAAUGGUGAAAAUGUUCUACUGCAUCGAAACUACCACAAGAGAAAAAUGCUACUAAAAGAAAAAUGGAGCGGGUUUCUUCUCUGAGACUAUAUGUCAAAAUUACCAAAUGUUUGACAUCCAAUAGCUGAUGAUUAACAAAUCAA